Messenger RNA from Homalodisca vitripennis (glassy-winged sharpshooter), 8501 nucleotides. Its product is annotated as receptor-type guanylate cyclase Gyc76C-like. Gene Ontology annotation, molecular function: peptide receptor activity; protein kinase activity; ATP binding. The coding region runs from base 1069 to 4842 and encodes 1257 amino acids. The transcript is spliced from 25 exons. The record is from RefSeq and is a predicted model, not a curated record. Lineage: Eukaryota; Metazoa; Arthropoda; Insecta; Hemiptera; Cicadellidae. Gene Ontology annotation, biological process: cGMP biosynthetic process; receptor guanylyl cyclase signaling pathway; protein phosphorylation.
AAUCGUGUGCGUGCUCAGCAACAGGUUGACUGUGCAGUGUGGUUUGAAACUUUGUGAAGUUUGAGAGUUGGCGGUACAAUUGUUCGUCUACUUCGUGUAUCUUCAUUACUAAAUUUGUUGACUUAGUGAUAUAAAGUAGUGUACGCUAUAACUGUUGGUCAAGGAUAACCGUUGAAACAAAUUUUGCAUAUUUUAGACGUAUUCAAAAACUCUAACCUCUCUAAAUUGUGACGAAUGUUUUCGAGUUAUUGGUGCAGUACUAAAUAAAAACGUAAUAACACUUGAUUUGUUCAUAUUGAUUUAGACUUUCUAAAUUCUCAAAAUAGUUUUGAAAAGGCAAUUCGGGCAUUCUUAUUGUCAUUAGAUUUAAAUGUUUAGUGCAAUUGUAAUAGCUUUAAUUCCAAGGUGUUGCUAACAUUAAUUUAAAACAAAACCGUUCUCGUAUUUUAGUAAAUUUCAUAUUUACUGAUAUUGUUAUAAUUUUUAAUCCAAUUUAAGGAAAACUAUGUCGAAAAAGUUGUUAAUUUAGACUACAGUACACAAACAGCAGACAAAACUCGCAUUUUUGUUAACACUGUAUUGCCAAAUGAAGUUAAUAUCAACAGUAAAAUAGAUUAGUAAACAAUAAUUUUUAUCCAAGUGCCUCACAACGACCAAUCUUCUUGUUCUAGUGACGUAACAAUAAUCUAAAAAUAACAGCAUUUGACCUCAGUGGUGGAGCUAUUCACAGUCAACAUUCUACUUCAUAUUUUAAAUGGAAACUAAAUAAUAAUGGAAGGUCAGCUAUAUUUUUUUAGAUUUGUUUUGGUGUAAGCAGUAGACGGUUUUAGUGCGAGUGUGAGAAAAACUGUGGAAAGUUACUGGAUAUCUGUAACAGUUUGUGACAUUACAAACAGUUUAGUUCUGUGUUUGGCCAAUUUGUGUUCCCAAUAUAAGGUGAUAACAGAAGUACUGAAGUGUAUUCAAAAUUCCAUGGUGGCAGGGAGGUGCAGCCAGUGUGAGGGCAGGCACGCCAUGGCCAGCAACCCUCUUGUCCACAGGUGAGGAGGUCGGAGUGGCCGGCUGGCCAUGCCCCCAGGGCCCCUGCUGCUCCUAGUCCUCCUGCUCGCUGCCACGGCCACCUCUCAGACCAAGAAGAACCUCACCAUUGGUUACCUCACGGCAAUCAAGGGAGAUCUCCGGGAUCGACAGGGUCUCAUCGCCUCCGGUGCAAUAAAAAUGGCUGUGGACCAGGUGAACUCUGACGAUAACCUGCUGCCGAAUGUGACACUGGUGCUGCAGUGGCAUGACACGCGUGGUGACACGGUACUCAGCACCAAAGUUCUCACGGACCUGAUGUGCGAGGGCGUCUACGCAAUCUUCGGACCAGAGGGCAGUUGCUACGUGGAGGCGAUCGUUGCCCAGUCCAGGAACAUCCCGAUGAUCAGCUAUAAAUGUUCCGACUACCGAGCGUCCUCGGUGCCGACUUUCGCCCGGACUGAACCACCCGACACGCAGGUGACAAAAUCUGUGCUGGCCCUGCUAAAGUACUAUGAAUGGUUCAAGUUCUGUAUCGUCUGGGAGGAUGACUGGAACUCGGUCGCCAGGUCCCUGAGCAAGGAGGCGAACGAAGUGAACAUGACGGUGACGGCGUGGCGGGAGGUGCAGAGCAGCAACAAGUGCUGCAGAGACAAGCUUCCGUGCUGCACCAACAACUUCUGGUACAACAUCAUCACCGAAACCAUGAACCUCACUCGCAUCUACGUGUUCCUUGGCCAAGCCAAGACGCUGGUGGAUAUGAUGCAGACUAUGCAGGCCCUGGGACUGUUCAACAACGGAGAGUACAUCGUCAUCUACGCAGAUCUUCUCACCUACUCCCCUCGGGAAGCCUACAAGUACAUCUGGAUGUACAACCACAUAGAUACAACACUGAGUUGUGAGAAGUCCGACUUCCAGAGGUCCAGGUCGUUGUUGGUUGUGGUGCCGUCGCCACCGUCCGAGAGCUACGAGGGCUUCUCCGAGAAAGUGCGGCUCUACAACAAUGAGCCGCCGUUCAGUUUCCCUACACCACCCGUUUUCACUGUCUCCCACGAAUGGUCCAAGUUUAUCACAGUGACAGCAGCCAACUUGUACGACUCUGUGUUAUUGUACGCGAGGGCACUGGACAAACUGUUGCGAGAAGAGCCGUUUCUCAACCACACCAUCAUCCAAAGUGUUGCCAGCAACGGUACUAGGAUAAUCGAGACCAUAAUUAAGAACCGAACAUACACAAGUGUAACAGGUGCUACGAUAAAACUCGACAGCAAUGGGGACUCUGAGGGCAACUUCUCCGUGGUUGCUGUGAUGAAGAAAGACUUCUCAUUGCAGUUCGGAGACCACAACUUCACCUGCGACUACUACAUGGUGCCGGUCGGGCAGUUCCAGCAGGGCGAUAAACUUCCAGAGUACAAGCUCAAUUCGCCCAGCUCGCAGCCGUUGUGGGUGAGUGGCCACAAGCCAGACGAUGAGCCAAGUUGUGGUUUCAAGAACGAGCUGUGCGGCAAAGACGAUUCACAGGAGGGCAGUAUCAUAGUGGCGGGGGUGCUGGGGCUGGUGUUGUUCUGCUCCUCGGUCCUCACACUCAGCAUCUACCGCAAGUGGAAGAUCGAGCAGGAGAUCGAGGGCUUGCUCUGGAAGGUCGACCCGGCAGAACUGCUUGGCUACAAUGGCAAUGAAAUCAUUCCCUCGCCCAGUAAGACAUCGCUGGUGAGUGCCACGUCGCUAGAGUCGCGGUGUGGAGGCCAAGUAUUCGCUGCGACCAGCCAGUACCGUGGGGUAGUCGUCAGGAUCAAAGAGCUCAAGUUCUCCAAGAAGAAGGAUGUGACACGAGACACGAUGAAGGAGAUGAGGAGGCUACGCGAAAUCAGGCACGAUAACAUCAACUCCUUCGUCGGCGCUUUAGUCGAACCCAUGAGGAUACUUAUCAUCACCGACUACUGCGCUAAGGGUAGUCUCUACGAUAUUGUGGAAAACGAAGACCUUAAACUGGAUAAAAUGUUUAUUGCUUCACUAGUCAAUGAUCUCAUUAAGGGUAUGUUAUAUCUCCAUUUGUCUGCGGCAAUAUGUCACGGAAACCUCAAGUCCUCCAACUGUGUUGUGACAAGUCGCUGGGUGCUGCAGGUCACAGACUUUGGCCUCCAUGAGCUGCGUCAGUGUGCGGAGACCGGCAGUAUCGGGGAGCACCAGUAUUACCACAAUAUGCUGUGGAAAGCUCCGGAGAUACUGAGGGACCCUCAUGCUCCAGUGGAGGGCACAUUUAAGGCUGAUGUUUACGCUUUCGCCAUUAUCAUGCAUGAGAUAAUCGGGAGGCGAGGGCCUUUUGGUGCUUGUGGAUUUGAUGAGCCAUCACAAAUCAUCAAGAUGGUGAAGCAAGAGCCGGGCCCGGGUGAAGCACCUUUUCGCCCCAACUUGGAGCAGUUACGGGACUGUGAAGCGGGGCAGGACUACGUCCUCAGUGUCAUCCAGGACUGUUGGGCGGAGCAGCCUGAGCUGCGUCCGGACUUCCGGACCAUCCGAGCUCGGCUCAAGUCUAUGCGGGAGGGCAAGCAGAGAAACAUAAUGGACCAAAUGAUGGAGAUGAUGGAGAAGUACGCUAAUAAUUUGGAGGAUCUAGUCAACCAGCGCACCCUCGAGGUGUUCGAGGAGAAGAGGAAGACGGAGGAUCUGCUCCAUCGGAUGUUACCAAAACCGGUGGCCGAGAGACUGACUCGAGGGUAUGGAAUAGAGCCGGAGUCAUUUGAUCUAGUCACCAUCUACUUCAGCGACAUUGUCGGAUUCACCCAGAUGUCUGCCGAGAGCACACCACUCCAGGUUGUGAACUUCCUGAACGACUUGUACACGCUGUUCGACAAGAUUAUCAAAGGCUACCAAGUGUACAAAGUGGAAACUAUCGGAGAUGCGUACAUGGUUGUAUCUGGUCUGCCGAUACGGAACGGGGACAGUCAUGUGGGAGAGAUCGCUUCGAUGUCACUGGACUUGUUGGCCGCGGUCAAAAACUACCGGAUCGCUCAUCGGCCCAACGACACACUCAAGCUGAGGAUAGGGAUACAUACCGGGCCCGUGGUGGCCGGAGUGGUAGGCCUGACGAUGCCGAGGUACUGCCUGUUCGGGGACACGGUGAACACGGCGUCACGGAUGGAGUCCAACGGACUGCCGCUCAAGAUCCACAUCAGCCCGCAGUGUCGGAACGCGCUGCUCAAGAUCGGAGGCUACACUAUGGAGGAACGCGGACUGGUCAGCAUGAAGGGCAAGGGUGAGGUCCUCACCUACUGGCUGACCGGGGCAUCGGACAAGGCCAUCCAGCGGAGAGUGGUGGACCUGGACGAACUGCCCCCACUGUUCUGUCGGCCCCGCCGCAGCCCCAAGCUGAUGGGAGACCGCCGCCACUCGUCGGUGCCACGAGGCAACAGUAUCGACAAGGGAGUGCCUGACUUCCCCGGGCCGCUGCGGCGGAUCGUGCAAGAGGCCAGGUCUCUCGAUCCCUUCCCAGACAAGCGACUGGAUAAGCUGUCCUCCAACAAGCGGAGUUACCACUCGCUACAGGAGAACAACUUGCACAGUCUGUGUAACGGGCCGAACGGAGAGAGAGCGAUGGGGAACGGUGCGCUGGUCUGUGAUCCCCUCCUAGACAACAAGCGGUGGCAUUCACUCGAGGAUAUGCCGCUGGAGAACAUCCACAUCAAGAAGAUCAUCCCUCGUGCAACCAUCCGCUCGUGGCUGUUCGGAAUCUUCCACGCAAACAGUUUCCGUAACAGCGACGCCAGCUUGCGCAAGACGGCCUGCAACUACACGGACCUGCAGGCGGAGAAGGAGAGCAUCGUAUGACGAUCCGUCACGCAGGCCGAGACUAUAAAUACAGAAUGAUAGUCUGCCAUGCUGUUGUUCUCGGUCGAUUCAAACAGAUGAGUCGAAACUCGAUAGUGCUCUAAAUAUUAUAGCACUUUACACAUUAUUCAGUGUAAAGCGUUUUCUAUGUGUGAUGAUGAUCUUCUUUAAUCUUGAUCAAGCCCCCAUUUUAUCAUUGAUAUAGGCGAAUAAACCAAUUGAUUAAAAACUAUUUUUCCUAUGCAGUAAUUUUAUAAAAUCUUAUAAAUCUAGUAUAUUUUUCUACAAAGAUUCUUUGAAAAAAAUUAUUUAGUACAUAAACGUUAUUAUGUUACAGAGCUGACUUACUGGUCACUGUAAUUGUAUUUUUAUAGGCUCGUGUACUGUUUUAAUCAAAAUAAAUGUCGUAGUGGUUAGUGCUGUCGUCAGUCUGGUGCUUUUAGUGGUAAACAGAGAAGCAUAAUACCGCAGAACAAAGUCUACACUGUACAUAUGUUACUGAUGUUUGUGAUAUCUUAGAUCUUUCGGUUAGUAAAUAUUUUGGACUUGACAAGUUUUAACGAGUAACGAGAGGCCGUAUGUCUUCUGGCAUAUUGUACUUGUAAGGCGAACGGCGCGUGUCAGAGUCAGGGUAUCUUAACUACGUGUAAUUUGUAUAUAUCAAGUGCCUGUCGCGGUGGCGUCCGUCACCGCUGUAUUUAUUCUGACGUCAUUUAACUACUAGGUUUAGUCGUAAGCAUUGUUAAGCUAUGUGAUAUGUGUACAAGUAUGUAUUUAAAAGCGUUUGUCUACUCGUGAGACGAACCUGUCAAUAAAGGGCCUUAUGCAAUUUAGUAGGGAAAUAUUUGAAUGUGAGGUUACGAUCAGUUUAUUUUAAAUGUGUAUUUUUGCUUUUCUUAUUUGUAAAAGCCAGAUUUGUACUGUCUAGCACAAAUGACAGUGUUUUUACUUUGAUUUGCACGUAAUUGAAAUCACGUUUACUGUUGGUGCUAUUGAUAUUGCUGUUUUCUAUUUUUACAAUACACUAUUGUAAGGUUAAGUCUGGAGUAUUUGUGUCCAUCUGCAGAGUUGCAUGUCUGAUAAUAAUUCAGGAUGAGAAGUUAGAUGUUUAUAAUUAAAUACUAUUUUUAUUUCAAGUCUCUAGCAAUGAAUUCGUGACAGUAAUUUUUUCUGGAAUUAUAAAACUGUGUGCCUUCCCGGAACGGUAGAGCUGUUACAUUUUUAUUUUGAACUGGAUAACGUAACGUUUAGUCGCUUAUAAAACGUAUUUAUUUUGGUGCUUGUCUUUAAAAAAUAGUCACUCUUAAGUCAUUGUUUUCUUAGUUGCUGACGUAGUGUCACUGUACGUUUUAUCACUGAAGACAAUCGUGUUUUCACCAUGUACUGUCUGAUAAGGGAUGAAAAUAUAUUUAGUUACUGUGUACGUUGAAUAUGGGUACUUUUACUUGUAGUUUAUGCGCUGUUAUGGUUCUUUUAAAUUAUGUACUUCUAAUAUGUGUAAUACGUUUAACAAAAAAACUUCAUAGGCAAUUACGGAUAGUUAAAUUAAUUUCUCUUGUAAGACUUUUUCAUUAUUAUCUUUUUGUUUAUUUGUGUUUAAACAACGUUACAGGUACAUAGAUUUUUGUGCAUAUAAGUAAGGUAUAUGAAUUUUUAGUCAGAACCAUCCAAGCAAACAUAUCAAUGACUCGAUGGUGCCUGCUAGAGAAGGAGAGUUGCACUGAAGUACGUAUUUAUUGGCCUUUUCAGUUCGCCAACUAUAGAAAUUAUGUAAUACAACUAUAGUGUGAGUGUUACACAACCUGUGUUGUAUCGUAAUAGUAGUACAAGAAAGGUGUUAAUUGUAAUAUUAUCAGUGAAAAAAACAUGUAUUCCAAUAAGAAAUGUUUUGUAAUAUUAUAGAAAUUUUUAGUUUUAGAAAAACCAGAAAUUGUUCAAUUUCCUUACAUGAAACAAUCCGGUAAGAUGUUCAUUAGACAUAAUGAUAGAUGUUUUUUUAACAUAAAUGUAACAAGGUACAGUUCAAUAAACUGUUGAAUAAAUUUAGAUUGUUAAAGACAUCUGAAUAAAGAAUACCAAUAGUUUUAAUCUUAUUUUUUGUACCAAAUGUAUUAAUUCCCUUAAUAUGUUUAAACAGAAAUGUUGAGUGUUAAGUGUUGAUACAAAAAAAGAAUAACAGAAUUAUAAACAUUUGCCAUCAUUAUUUGUUUUAACAACAGAAAUCAAUAACAAUGGCAAAUGUUUGUCAUCCUUUGAAAUUAUCCUUCAUCAGUAAUGAAUUUGAAUUUGAAUCAUACACCCAAACGGCUUUAAAAUAUUGAAAGAACUGUUGAUAUUACCUUCAAUUGUUACUAUACAAAUUUGUUAUAUUUUUAAGGGAAACUAAAUCCAAUAUGUAUAAUAUAAUAUUUGGUGGGCAAUCACAAUUUCAAACAUAACAAAACAAUGGUUUCUCCAGUACCAAAGUUACUAUUUUUCCCUACUUUAAAAUGUUUCCUUUGGCUAAAUAAAUUUGAAUAUUGGAGCUAAAUGUUAGUUUCAUUAAAGUUGUUAUUAAUUUAUAUUUGUUUGAAAAUCUGUUAGAACAUUUGCUAUAUUUUAUGUACGGUACUAAUUUAUUGUAUUCAGUUGUAGUCUAAAUAACAAUGUUUAUGUCGAGAGUUUUACAGCAGUCUGACGAGAGUUAUAAUAAAUUGAUACAACGGAGGAUGAAAGGACCUGACAGAACAUAAUAAAAGAGGUAGUGUACAGACUGCCCUUGACCUUUUGACAUUGAAAUCAAUAGAGUUAUUCCUUGGACCAAAAGGAACUUAUGUACAAAGUCUCAAAUCUUUAAAAUCUUCCUAUCAAAAGUUAUCGUACAUUCAAACGGACGACAUGAUUUCUAUAAUGCUUUAUCGGGUCCUUAAUAAAUAUUUUUAGGUGUCAAAACUUGACCUACCUUCACGAUGUGGCAAUCUUUCUACGUCUUGUGGGUUUUCAAUGUUCUUUGAAGAGCAUCGUUGUGCAGAGUAUCCACAGCCUGCUGCAACACGAAGCACAAAGUAAAAUACGUAUAAAUAAUUUCUAAUUGUUUGUAAACAUUAAAACAAUUAUUGUUACUGUUAGGAACUAAAGUAGACUGAGAAACGAGUUCGGUGUUCCGAUUACAACAACGUUAUUUGCAUUCCCUUCCAAAUACAGGUAUGCUAACUGUAAAGCCCUUCAAAGUUGUGCAAUACUUUGGGGAUCUUGUGAUACGUGUAGUGUAUAUAUUAAUUUAGUUGCCAAUUUAAUUUAGGUUUGCAAGUUGAUUGUAACGACAUAAUGAUGCCAUAUUAUUUUAGUGCAUUAUAAUUUAUUGUUUUCUUUUUAUAUAGUUUUUGCCAAGGAAAAUUAGGACAGUCAUUUUGUGGCCAUAUUAAGUUAAAACACGUUGGAAUAAUAUUACAGAAUGUUGUUAAGAUGUAUUAUUGUACAGGUAGUUCGAUAGCAUUGUACAUAUACCUGCGUCAGUUUAAGUGUCUAUUCAUUAAUGUUGUUUGUAUUUUAUAAAUAUUGUUGGAGGAAAUAUGAUGUUGGAUGAGAGGUGUCGUUUUCUAUGUGAUAUAGAAACAGUUUAUAAGUUACUGAUGUGUAUAAAUUUGAAUUAUAAAUUGUAAAUAAAGGAAUCAAACGUG